Molecule: messenger RNA, 4602 nt
Organism: Carica papaya (papaya)
Lineage: Eukaryota; Viridiplantae; Streptophyta; Magnoliopsida; Brassicales; Caricaceae
Source: RefSeq, a predicted model, not a curated record
AUCAGGAACUCCGCCCGCUUUUUUUGCCUGUUAGAGAUUGUGCAAAAACUACCAUCACCACUGAAGAACAUCACUCUCUCUUCACUUCAAUCGACUGUUUUAUCUUUGAAAUCAUCUAUAGAUUUUCGCGAUCAACCAUUAUCAUCAAAUGCAAGAGUCCCCGUUACAACUCGUCUCUGCAAUCGGCGGCCAACUUGGCCAACUCACUCGCCCUAACAAGGAUCUGCUUCUAAGAUCGCUCCGCCAAGCUGCCAGUGCAUUGUCACAAAUGGAACCACCUUCGCUCCAUGAAACUUCCAAGAAGCAAGAAGCUGCAAAAAAUAUAGAAGAUGCUACAAAGCCUCUGAGAAAAUCCAUUAUCAAGAAUGGCCUCCAUAAGCAUGGUGAUAAAGAAGUUAGGCUUUUGGUGUCCAUAUGUGUCAGUGAAGUAUUUAGAAUUCUGGCACCUGAACCACCUUUUGAAGAUAAAUAUCUGAGGGACAUCUUCCGAUUGAUUCUUAGCGUGUUUGUGGAGCUAGCAGAUGCUACGAGCCCAUACUUUUCAAAGAGGGUUAAAAUUCUAGAGACUGUUGCUCGGUGUAAAUGUUUUGUGAUAAUGCUGGACAUUGACUGCCCCGAUUUAGUUCUUGAAAUGUUCAAAAUCUUUUUCUCUGUUGUGAGAGAACAUCACCAGCAGAGUUUAUUCAAUGAUAUUUCUUCUAUAAUGAGUGAUAUUGUAAAUGAAGAAUCUUCUCAGUCCAUUAUAGAUGUUAUUUUGCAGAAUCUUGUGAAGGAAGGAAAGAAUGCUUCUGCUGCUUCAAACCUUGCUGUUUCCCUCAUCCAACAAUGUGAAGAAAAACUUGAGCCUUUCGUUUGUGGGUUUUUGACGUCUUGUUUUUUGGACGGAGAUGUUGUACAGAGUGAGCUCAAAGAAUCUUAUCAUGAUAUUACAUUUAAAAUUUUCCAGUGUGCUCCACAGAUGCUUCUUGCAGUCAUUCCAAGCUUAACCCAAGAAUUGCAGACUGAUCAGGUUGAUGUUCGAAUAAGAGCUAUGAAUUUAACUGGAAAACUUUUGGCGCUUCCUGACCACCAUGUUGUACAAAGAUACCCCAAUCUUUUUGUGGAAUUCUUAAAAAGGUUCUCUGAUAAAUCUGCGGAAGUAAGAGUUUGUGCUCUACAAUGUGCCAAAGCUUGCUAUCUAGCCAAUCCUUCUGGCACUGAAGCAUUUGAAAUUCUCAAUGCACUUGAACAACGUCUGUUAGACUUUGAUGAUAGGGUGCGAAUGCAGGCAGUAAUUGCUGCUUCUGAUAUUACCAAAUCUAACAUGAAAUUUGUACCACCAAAACUGAUAUCAGAAACUAGUGAAAGACUUAGGGAUAAGAAGAUUUGUGUUAGGAAAAAGGCACUACAGAAAUUGAUAGAAGUGUACCGAGAUUAUUGUAACAAGUGUUCUGAAGGCCACAUGACAAUAUGUGAUCAUUUUGAGCAUAUUCCAUGUAAAAUCUUGAUGCUUUGCUUUGACAAAGAUUGUAAAGAAUUCAGGUAUGCAAAUAUGGAGCUUGUUUUGGCGGAGGAGUUAUUUCCAGUUCAUCUUUCAUUUGAGGAGAGGACAAAGCAUUGGAUCCAUCUCUUUUAUCUUUUCAAUCCUCUUCAUGUUAAGGCACUGAAUACAAUUUUAUUUCAGAAACACAGAUUUCAAACCGAAAUGCAACUUUAUUUGGCCUUGAGGAAGGAGAAGGAGCAUUCUUUGGAAGAGAUGCAGAAGAGAAUUGGAAUUUCAUUUACAAAGAUGUCAUCUUCCUUUCCAGAUCCUUCAAAAACUGAAGAGUGCUUUCAUAAAUUGAACCAAGUUAGAGAUAAUCGCAUUUUCAAUUUCUUGGCAGGGAUACUAGAUGAAAAAACCUUUGCAAAUGCCCAAACUGUCAGAGAUAAAUUUUUGAAAAUGAUAGGUGAUAAACAUCCACACCUUGAGUUUCUACGGUCACUUUCCUCAAAGUGCAUGUGUAAUAUAUUCAGCUCAGAGCAUGUAAAAUGCAUUUUGGAUCAGCUUUACACCAACAGCUUAGGAAACAAGUAUAUUGAUGCCUCUUCGAUCAAACUUCUUUUGGGUGUUAUCAACAUUUUCCCCUCAUUCUUGAGAGGUUCAGAAGAGCAGUUCCGAAGGUUGUUGGAGAAAAGGGAUUCUCUACCUGAUAAGCUGAUUGAAGUUUUUGCAAAAGCAGGUCCACAUAUUUCUGUUGACUUUGGUGACUUUUACCCAUUCCUGGAGAGAAUGUGCUUCGUAGGAAGUCGUGCUCAAGCCAAAUAUGCUGUUUCUGCUAUUGCUUCGCUGAGUGGUUCUUCUCAGCAAUUUGUUUUUUCAGAAUUAUGCAAGGAAUUGGUGGAUUCUCUGCACAAUGGGGAAAACCUUCCAACUGUUUUGCAGUCUCUAGGCUGUAUUUCCCAACAUUCUGUUUCAGCUUUUGAAACUCAAAAUAGAGAUAUCACCUCAUACAUAUACGAAAAGAUAUUUAAAGUGGAAUCAUCAGAUGAUCUAAUUACUGACGAUGAGCCUUUAGCUUGUAGUUGUUCUUGCAAAUUAAAGAUAUAUGGACUCAAAAUGCUUGUCAAGAGUUUUUUGCCAUAUCAAAGAUCCCAGGUUACAUGGAAAAUUGAUGAUUUGUUGGACAUCUUAUCAAAAAUGCUGGAAAAGAAUGAUGCUUUUAGUGCUACCAAAUCAAGUGAAAGGGACAAGGCUCAUAUCAGAUUAGCUGCAGCAAAAUCCGUUCUCAAGCUUUCCAGAAGAUGGAACUUGCAUAUUUCUUCUGAGGUUUUCUGCUUAACCAUAUUGAUGGCAAAGGACACCUGCUCUUUUGUUCGGAGAUCAUUUCUUGAUAAAACUCGUAAGCUGUUGAAGGAGCGUGUUAUACCCAGUAGAUAUGCCUGUGUUUUUGCAUUUUCUACCUCUGAUUGCCUCAAGGAUCUACAAGAUGAUUCAUUUAAAUAUAUGGCAGAAUUUAUCAAGGAUUAUAGUAGAGAAGCUCAAAUCCACCAAACUUCUUCUGAGCAAGGAAUGGCAAUUACAGACUACCCAGCAUAUAUAGUGGUGUUCUUGAUCCAUGUUCUGGCUCAUAGUAAGGACUUUCCGCCUGAGGAUUGCAAGGAUGAACAAGUAUAUGCUCAAUUCUGUCAUCCUCUCUUCUCAAUGUUGCAAGCGCUAGUUAAUACUAGCAUUGUUAAUGGCGAUGUAGAUCUUGUGAAUGACACUGUUGCUUCCUUGCUUUGUAUUUUUCGUGCCAUCAAAAGAGCUGAUGAUGCUAUUGAUGCUCAGAAAACACCUAAGCUGCAUCUUCUUGCUGACAUGGGGAUCUCAGCUGUUGGUGCAUUAAAUCAAAUUGGAAUCUCCUCAUCACGCACACGUGGGCUGAUUUUGCUGCCAUCGUCACUCUAUAGGAUAAGUCUUACUAAGAAUAGUGAAGAGGCUAACCUGAAGUGUCAUACUCCACUCCCCUUUGAACAAAAUUUUUUGGGGAGAAUAAUAGAUAUGUUUAAGUAUCAGAUCUCUUUGCCUCCUUCAACUCUUCUUAAACGAAAGCAUCAAGAGAAUAAAAGACCAGUUAUUAUCAACACUCAGUUGACUGCAACAUGCAAGCAAGAUGAUGUGCCAAUAAGUGGGGCAAAUGAAACACAUAAAGAUGGUCCAAGGAAGGAAAUCAGUUCGAGACGCAGCAGAAGACGUGUGUCUCCAACUGAUGUUGGAUUAGUUGCAUUGCCGAAAAAAUGUUCUACUGUCAAAAAGCACGUUGAUAUUCCUUCGAAACUUUCUGAAAAAAAUUUGGAGAAGCAACUUUCUUCUGGUAGUUCCAUCACUCUAAAAGUUUCUCCAACUGAUCCAGAAGUUGUAGCCCAGAAAUUGAGAAAAACUACCACUUGUCUGAAUGGUAUCAGGGCAAGUGGUAGCGUUACAGGUGAAGCUUCCAAAAAUUCCACUGCCAUGUUCCAAGAACCUUGCAGUUCAAAGGAUUUUUGCUACAAGAGUGAAGUGAUGACUGGGAGGCGGAUCAAAUUACUGUCUCCAGUUGAUGGAUGCAUCUAUUUUGGCUCUGUGGACAGUUUUAACUCUAGAAACAAUACUCAUAAGAUAAUUUAUGACAAUGGAGAUGUAGAAUUAGUAUGCUUGGAUAGUGAGAGCUGGGAGAUCCUGAAUGAUGGUUCCUUGGAAAGAGAGGCUAUAUCAGCAAAGGACUCGAAUUCCUUUAGUUUGCAGGCCAGCUUAGAAGAAACUGAACUUACAAGAGCAAGUGCUGGUGGCCGAAAGCCCGAAACCUUAUCAAAGCAUGAAACGCAGAAGUUAUGCAGCAGAACAUUUCCUCUGGCUGGGAAGGCAAAGAAAGGACUGAAUGUUUUUGGCGAUACGUCAGUGUCAGAACUUAUUAACAUACAUGAAGAUGGAGCAACGAGAACUCGGAGUAGGCAGACUCAAUUAGCCUCUUAAGGUCAAACGUGGUCACCCACGGUUUCAGACAGGCUGCUUCCAAUUUCAGGCUUUUUUGUAAAUCAUUUAUCAUUUGUACAGUUUGAAUGUUGCUAAUUCCUUACAAAAGUAUAGAAGGGAAAAAACAAGAAUAAAUUAGUAAAUUAGUA